CAGAUCACUUGGAAUGUCAGAUAACCGCGGCGAGUCGUACCAUGUACAUCGGGAGCAGUGUGGUCGGUGGACACUGACUCACCUUCCGACAAACUGUUCAGAAAAAGUGAUUGUGGGUGGAAAUUCGUGAAGAUCACAUACGUUCGAAUUGUUAUGAAGUGCUGUCAUGGCCACGUUGGCUAGCAACAUGGUCCCUCACCCUCAUCAUUUCUCCAGGACGGUCGAGAGCACAGAUGGUUCUGUUUCGAUGGAUUCGAACGACCACUUCGACAGGGAGUCGCCUCACAUCGACCACAACAGUUGCAGCAGCGAGGAUACAGUUUUGUCCGUCGGUAAUGAGAAUGAGAUUCCGAUAGUUAAAGAACCGUUGACGUUCAAAAAUAUAGAAAGUCACUUGAAUGCGAUAUCGCAGAUAACGAACAGUACGUUAGAUCCAGAACUGAGCAAAAGUCCGUCUAGUCCAUUAAAUUAUAGGUUAAGUCCUACGAGUACCAAGUCGGUACCCAGUUCACCGAGUUAUUUGUACCACGAGCGGUCUUCUGACUUCUUCAGGUCGAAUCUGUGCUCUCCGAGGUCUCUGUCGGGACCAGAGUCGCCGGAAAGUGUCAAUCGUAGUCCGAGACCGGUGGAUAACUUCUAUGUUCAACAGAAUAACAGUACGAAAACGAAUAAUGACAAUGCCGACGGAAGCAGUUUGAAGUUUUCGAUAGACAAUAUUUUAAAGGCCGAUUUCGGAAGGAGGAUCACUGAUCCUAUUAACAUAAGGAAGUCGAAGCCGAAGAAAGCUGCGACAGAGGCUUUCGAUGAGAGUUUGAAAACUCUCCCAGUGGAUCUGUCCAAAAGUGAUAGCGGGGAAAAGAGCUCGACGACCGCGGACGGUUCAAAGCCUCCCAUGAUGUGGCCGGCGUGGGUUUACUGCACGAGGUACAGCGACAGACCGAGUUCAGGAAGAAGUCCACGAACCAGAAGGAUGAAGAAACCUAGCACCAAAACUGGCCAAACUGCCGAAGAGAAGCGACCUAGGACAGCUUUUUCUGGAGCACAACUUGCCAGGUUGAAACACGAGUUUGCGGAGAACAGAUACUUGACAGAAAGGCGAAGACAACAGCUCAGCUCAGAGUUGGGCUUGAACGAAGCCCAGAUAAAGAUAUGGUUUCAGAACAAGAGGGCUAAAAUCAAAAAGGCAUCAGGACAGAAGAACCCUCUGGCGUUACAGCUGAUGGCGCAAGGCCUUUACAACCAUUCCACGAUACCGCUAACGAAAGAAGAAGAAGAACUUCAGGAGAUGCAGAACUCGAAAGGAACAUAGACUUGUAGUGAGCUUUUGUGAUUGACUCAAGAAUUAUGAGGUUAACUCAAGGCGAUUAGACUGAGUUCGAUCAGGUUUUGUUGAAGUGUUCAGGUUUAGAUACAACUGGUAACAGCUCUACUGAAAUGUAGUCCAAGCUUUGUGUUUCUCUAAAA
Molecule: messenger RNA, 1464 nt
Organism: Harmonia axyridis
Lineage: Eukaryota; Metazoa; Arthropoda; Insecta; Coleoptera; Coccinellidae
Gene: En
Product: homeobox protein invected-like
Exons: 3
Coding region: 167-1309 (380 amino acids)
Biological process (GO): regulation of transcription by RNA polymerase II; neuron differentiation; multicellular organism development
Cellular component (GO): nucleus
Molecular function (GO): DNA-binding transcription factor activity, RNA polymerase II-specific; RNA polymerase II cis-regulatory region sequence-specific DNA binding
Source: RefSeq, a predicted model, not a curated record